GACAACAUCAUAUGCUGGGGUGACGAUUCAGAGCUCCAGCUGCAAGUUCCAGGGAAGGACCAAGGCCGCAGCGGCGUGCAGGAGACCUUCAGCUCCAUCUCCGCCGGCAACUUCCACACCUGCGGCUUAACCUUGGGCAUGGACGUGUGGUGUUGGGGCCGUGUGAACCUUUAUCGCUUGGAUUUCAGGACACCAUCGAAUGCCACGAUGUUGAGCAGCGGCGGCAUCCAUGCGUGUAUCCUCGACAUCAACCAGAAGGCCAGAUGCUGGGGAGGUGACAACGUUGGACAGGCAGCGGUGCCGCUAGACUCUGCAACUUAUCCGCCUUCGAUCCUCGACUACUCAAACGAUCCGCUUGACAUUAACGGCGAGGAUCCAAGUAUGCGGAUCUAUGAGUAUGUUCCGGGCUACUCCACGCCACUGAGGACGAAGCAGCACGUCAACAUGGCAAUCUUUUUUCCGGAGUUUGCCCUUGCUGACUCAGCCAC
This is a messenger RNA of Symbiodinium necroappetens, 488 nucleotides long. The record is from the annotation of a GenBank genome assembly. NCBI's taxonomy places the organism in Eukaryota, Dinophyceae, Suessiales, Symbiodiniaceae.